AGGUAACCUAAUAAACCGUUAUCCUCGCGCACACUAUAGUAUUCACAUAUAUUUGUUAAAUGUGCGAUUAAAACAAACAUACACGUAUGCUUUCAAAUCUGAAUAGCAAGAUCAAAUGUUGUUCUUGUAACUCGCCCCAGCUCGGGCAGGGUUGAGCUAAUUGUAGCCUAAUCCUGCCCCGGGGCGUUUGGAGAGCCUUGAGCAAGAAUUCUUGUUCGUCUGUCCUCUGUUAUUCGGGCUGGAUCGCCGUGCCUUCAACGCGCUCUCACGCUUCAACAAAAAAGCGAGACGAAGACACGCCACGAUCGAUCUCAUGUUUUAAAGAGGGCUGAAGAUACAUUUACAAACGAUGUCUUCCAAGGAGGGAAGGAGUAUGUCUCGACUCUCUUUGACCCGCUCCCCGGUGUCUCCUCUGGUCGCUCAGGGAAUCCCGCUGCCGGCUCAGCUGACCAAAUCCAACGCUCCGGUUCACAUUGAUGUAGGAGGACACAUGUACACCAGCAGUCUGGCCACCCUCACCAAAUACCCCGACUCCAGAAUCAGUCGUCUGUUUAAUGGCACUGAACCGAUCGUUUUGGACAGCCUGAAGCAACAUUAUUUCAUCGACAGAGAUGGAGAGAUAUUCCGCUUCAUCCUGAGCUACCUGAGAACCAGCAAACUCCUCCUUCCCGAUGACUUUAGGGAGUUCCAGCUGUUGUACGAGGAGGCUCGGUUCUACCAGCUGACGCCUAUGGUUAAAGAGCUGGAGCGCUGGAAACAGGACCGGGAGCAGCGGCGGACCGCUCAGCCUUGCGAGUGCCUAGUGGUGCGAGUGACCCCUGACCUGGGCGAGAGGAUCGCCAUCAGUGGGGACAAGGCCCUCAUAGAGGAGAUUUUCCCAGAGACAGGGGACGUCAUGUGUAAUUCCGUCAACGCCGGCUGGAACCAAGACCCGACCCACGUCAUUCGCUUUCCACUGAAUGGCUACUGCAGGCUCAACUCUGUGCAGGUUUUGGAGAGACUCUUCCAAAAAGGCUUCAGCAUGGUAGCGUCAUGCGGCGGGGGCGUCGACUCCUCCCAGUUCAGCGAAUACAUCCUGAGUCGAGAGGACAGACGAUGUCAAAGCAGCCACACGCCCAUCAGGAUAAAACAGGAGCCUCUGGACUAGCCGGCUCUCGCGCCAACCACGAACACCUCAGUCUGCUUUUGAAGAAGAAAAAAACGCCAACGGACAAACACAAGACAUUCAUUUGCAAGAAGAAUCUUCUGCUUGACUCUUCGAACUCUUGAACUUAAGACUGAAAUGUUAGUAAAUACACAAGUAAUGGCUUCAUUGGAUGACCCUUCUUCUUUAUAAACGAAAGCGAGGAUAGAGUUUCAAAGACCCCGGUUCACCUCGAGUUGAAUUUGCUGGCACAGUUAUUUAAAAUACUUGCAGAUUUUGUUGUUGUUGUAGUUCAGAAUCACGAGCUAAAUUUACCACUACACGAUCUCUUUCGGCUGGAUCGUUGCAAAACCAAACCGCCAGACUUCCGACCUAACGGGUCUGCACAAAAUACAAAUUCUGUCCUGUGCCCAGAAUCCAUUUGUAAUCUAGAUAUCUAACGUUCUCAUUUUCCAGUCUCAUCUGUUUAAAACCGAUCUUUUAUGACCUACAGGUUUAUUGCUGUUGUUUCACUACAUGAAGGAUUCGAGAGCGGUUCUCAGAAGUCAUUCGGUUGUGAGUGCAGUCUCUGUCCAUGCUUUUUUGACUAGAGGCUACGUGGCCAAAGCAGACAGCCUGGUAAUGCAUUCAGAGAGGUUUUUUGUUCGAGCAUAUCCGAAGGGAAACCUGGACUCAUUUGCGAGAGCUUUUCUGAUGGCAUCGCUAAAUCCACCAUGAAAAGGGCACUCACUAUCUUUCUCUCUUGCUGGUUUCUUCAAACCAGCCUUGAAUGUACCAAAACGGUUGUUUAUUCUUGCAUACGGCAACAUAAAAAUUCCAAACAUUCAUUAUAUGUGAUUGCUUUAAUAGCAGGAUAAAGUUAAGCGAAGAUCUCUUGUAGAUAACCAACAUUUUGUUUGAAGGCAGCUUGAAAAAAAAUGAGAUUAUGGAGAUGGCUAAUGAAUGCAAUGCUCCAGGGCUCUUUGCACUGUAUAUCAGAUUGCCCCUUAAAGCUCAGAGAUGUUGGGUUACGGGUCAGACUCCUCACCAGGAGCUAAGGUCACUUUCCCACCAUCUCUUUUUUCUCGUAUCGGAGAUGCACAGAGCUUGAAAGGUUAAUUCGGUGGCUGGUAAACAGACUGAAAUGCGUAAUGUGUUGUAAAAUGGGAUCAUUUUAUUAAGGCAUCUGCCUCAACAUUUCAAAAGUAACAUUGAAUCGCGCUGCUUGUUGUCUUAACUCGGCAGCAUCAUCUUUUUAUGCUAUCCAACAAAUAUGUACAUAUUGGCUCACAGCAGGAUUGCAUUCCCCUAAAUGCAAUUUUUGGUUUCGAGUUCAGAGACAAGAUUAUAAAAAAUUUGCCCUUAAGGAUACAUCCUCGCAAAUGCAAAAAAAGGGUCGUUGAACUCGUCUCCGGUGCAAAGAGCGUGCCAGGUCAGCCAUUGCAUAAAUCUUAAUUUAAAUACUGCACUAAUGGAUGUUGUGUCAAGAUGUAUAUUGCAGUACGGUCCAAAUGUAUAUUAUUUAAAUAAAACAUUUUUUUGUAAUGGAUUAUUAUUGAUAUGAAUCAUAGUGGUAUGUCAGGCAUGUGUUUAUUUGAAUCGUCACAUUCUUUUUGUAAUUGGUGUUGAUAAAAUGAACUUUUAAUAAAUUGUUGGAUUUCUUUCCCUAUUUUAAACUA
Paramisgurnus dabryanus is the source of this 2802-nucleotide messenger RNA. RefSeq names its product potassium channel tetramerization domain containing 15a (gene kctd15a). The record is from RefSeq and is a predicted model, not a curated record. Gene Ontology annotation, molecular function: protein binding. Gene Ontology annotation, biological process: protein homooligomerization. Lineage: Eukaryota; Metazoa; Chordata; Actinopteri; Cypriniformes; Cobitidae.